AUGUCUUCCACGGAUUACAAUUACGAUGAACAGGGCCAAUUCUUCCCUUACUUUAUUCUCACCCUCACCGGCCUCGUUACCCUUCCUCUCACAUACAGUCUUCUCAGUCCUCCAAAAAAACUUGAGAACACCGCUCCCCGAAUAAAUUCGACUUUCAAACCCAAACAUGAAGACCUUAUCCAGGCUCAGAAACGGAAGCGCUUGCGCAAGGAGCGACGAGUCAAACGCUUUAUCGCAGUGGUAGUCGGCUGGGCUAUCAUCGGCUGGAUGAUCUACCUCAUUAUAGUCACAGCCCGUACAUUGCCAAAAUUAUAUGAUCCCUAUGAGAUUCUUGGCGUGUCUAGGAGCGCCGACGAGAAGGCCAUCUCUCGUCACUACAAGAGAAUGUCUCUGAUUUACCACCCCGAUAAAAUCCGACCGGACCCAGCAAAGAAUGAGACGAUCGAUGACCUCAAUCAACGGUUUGUGGAAUUGACCAAGGCCUAUAAAGCCCUCACCGACGAAGAAAUCCGCAACAACUACCUGCAAUAUGGACACCCCGAUGGAAAACAAAGCUACAGCAUUGGCAUUGCAUUACCAAAAUUGAUUAUCACUGAGGGCAUGGGAAAAUACGUUCUAUUGGUCUACGGAAGUCUUCUCGGUGUUCUUCUUCCUUACAUUGUCGGAAAAUGGUGGUACGGAUCUCAGCGCUACACCCGGGAAAAAGUCCUCAUUGCAAGCGCUGGCAACAUGUUCAGAGAAUACAAGGAGGAUAUGAUUGGUGGCCGCGUCAUUAGCGCUCUUUCGACUGGAGAGGAGUACAAGGAACUGCUUAAGGGUGCCAGGUCGGAAGAAGGUCUGGCCAAGGUUGAGAAGAAAGUGAUGGCUAUUGAUGAGAAAAUAUUACCCGCAAAAGACCGUGAAGUUAUUCGGAAACUAGACGAUUCGACGAGGAGAAAGGCACUGUCAUUAUUAUGGGCAUACCUCAACCGUAUUGAUUUGGAAGACACUACGCUGGAACUAGAAAAAUACGAGGCGGGAGCUAUUGGUCUCGCCCUCAACGAGUCUUUUACUGCCAUCACACUCGCUUUUGGCAAUCUCCUACCAGUCAUUGGCGCAUAUCGUUCAUCUCAAAAUAUCAUCCAAGCUAUCGCUCCCGGUUCAUCACCUCUCCUUCAAUUACCACACUUCACUCCCGAGGUCGCCAAGUCGGUAGAGGGCGUCGAUGCUAAGACACAUUUGAGUGUGCAAAAGUACAUGGAAAUACCAGAAGAGAAACGUCGCUCCUUGACUAUCGGCCCCGGUUUGUUAUCCGAGGAACAGUACAAGGCCGCCACCAAUGUGGCCAAGCAACUACCGUACUUUGUCAUCUCGAAAGCUUUCUUCAAGGUUGUUGGCGAACGAUUCAUCACACCAAGCAGUCUUGUCCAACUUGUGAUCAAGGGACGCAUUAUCCCACCAGGAUAUACAACAUCCGCCCCUGAGGUCAACGAGUUGGAUUUGGAAGAUAUCGAUCCUGAAGAAGGCGAUCUUGACGCUCUCCAUAACCGCAAUGUCGGAAAGACCAGGAAGGUCAAGAGAGCAGAUGGCUCGAUAGUGGAAGAGAAGCAAGAAAUCAUCCAGCCUCAAUUGACGUAUGCCCCAUACCUACCCCGCGACCAUUCUCCCAGGUGGCAUGCCUUCCUUGCCGACCCCAAGCAAGGAAAGAUUGCUGUUCCUCCGUUCAACUUCACUACGUUCGACAAGCCUAUAUUCGACGACGCUGGCAAGCCCACAUUCAACGUGCAAACCCUCAAAAUGCAAUUUCAAGCUCCUCCACAAGUUGGCGAAUUUACAUUCGCCCUGCAUCUGAUUUCAGACAGUUAUAUGGGAUUCGACAUCAAGAAAGAGAUUACUCUUCACAUUGACGACCCAGCCAAGGCUGCAGCAGUUGAAGAGGAUGACGACAUUAGUGAGCCAGAUGAAGAUUCCAUUGCCGGUCAAAUGCAAGCUCUAAAGACUGGCGUCCCUCCAUCUCAAAAGAAGAAAAAGAAACCAGCAGACGAAGAGUCGGAUGAUGAGAGUGACACGGAAGGAGAAGUCGACGACACGAGUGAGACAGAUACCGAGACCGAUACUGAUGGCGAAUAG
Messenger RNA from Talaromyces amestolkiae, 2109 nucleotides. RefSeq lists its product as uncharacterized. Bases 1 to 2109 code for a protein of 702 amino acids. Gene Ontology annotation, biological process: post-translational protein targeting to endoplasmic reticulum membrane; SRP-dependent cotranslational protein targeting to membrane. The transcript is spliced from 6 exons. Gene Ontology annotation, cellular component: Sec62/Sec63 complex. NCBI's taxonomy places the organism in Eukaryota, Fungi, Ascomycota, Eurotiomycetes, Eurotiales, Trichocomaceae. The record is from RefSeq and is a predicted model, not a curated record. Gene Ontology annotation, molecular function: RNA binding; transmembrane protein transporter activity.